AUGACGAUGACCAUCUGGCAGUUCUUACAGUACUGGCAUCUCUUCAGUCAUAUCGGUUUCGAUACUCUACCGAAUCUCAUGGAUUCUUUGAGUCUGUGUUUAUCAAACAGCUUGUUGUUUCUAAAAAUGAGUCUCCUUUGGCUGAACGGACGUAUUAUUUAUGACAUGGUUGCGAGAAUUGCUGAAGACUGGAAUGAGUGCUCCUCUAAUCACUCAAAGAUGCAGCUGAUGAUAAGCAAAGCGAUCUUAUCUCAUCGAAUUUCAAAAUACAGCAUUGGUACAUACACUGUCGUGUUACUUUUAUUUGGAGCAGGUAACAUGAUCGUUCAAAAGACUAUGGGCUCUGAGCAACUUGUCGAAGAGAAGCAGCUUAUUGUCAAAAUGAAACUGCCGUCUGAGUUUGAUGCGUCACCGAUUUAUGAAAUUGUUGUGGUCACGCAAUUUUUUGUACAAUUCACAUUGGCACUUUUAGCAGGAAUGUUGAAUGCUCUUAUUGUAACGUUAUCGUUUGGCACUCAUGAUGGAAAUAUUUUGAUGGUAAAGAUUAUACCUUAUUAUGCCGUCGUAAAUUUAGAAGCCUUUAUACUUUGCUUCAGUGGCGAAUAUCUUACUUCCAAGAGCAAGUCUAUAAAUCAAGCGGCAUACAAUUCAUUUUGGUACAAGUUAAAGCCUAAGGAAAGCAAAAUCUUGUUGUUAUUGAUAAUGAGAUCGCAGAAGGAAUUGACAAUGACAGCCGGAAAAUUCGUAGAUUUAUCUCUGGAGGGUUUUACAAGCAUUUUGAAAGCAUCUGCAUCUUACAUAUCAGUGCUACAUGCUAUUUGCGCGAUGAUACCGAUUAGCACUGUCAGUCGAUCAGUCGAAAUUGGCCUUCAUCUUACUGGAAUAUGGCCGAAUUCUUCGAUUUUUUUUAAACUACUUUGGACAUUGGUGAUGGGAAUAGGAUUAAUCUUCCAGUAUUAUUAUCUUCUGACACAUUUCAGCACUAAGGAGCUACCGAAUCUGAUAGACGGUUUAAGUACUACUUUGCCGCAUAGUCUCCUUUUCUUCAAACUGAUCGUCCUGUGGGUCAAUCAUCGAAUAUUCAAAAAUAUCCUGAUAGUGAUGUCCAACGAUUGGCACAAAUAUUCCAACAUGUACGCCAUGAUCGACAAGGCAGUCCUCGCACAUCGCUGCUCAAAAUUGAUCAUCAGUGUUUAUUCGAUAGCAGUAUUGCUUUACAGUACCGCUUCCAUUCUUAACAAGCAGAAUGAUGUUGAUUGCCGAGAGUUAUUAAUAAAGAUGGAAUUGCCUUUCGGAUUCUGCGAAUCGCCGAUCUAUGAGAUCGUAAUGUUCGUGCAAUUUAUUCGCUUAAUGGCGGUCGCCUCCGCCAUAGGUAUGCUCGAUGCAUUAUUGGUUACAUUGAUGCUGCACAUUGGUGGACAAAUAGAUCUUAUGCAACAGGAAGUGGAAGAGAUUUUUGUCAAAGAUAACAAACAUGAUUUAUCCACCAUUGUGAGAUCUUUAAUCGAUAAGCAUCAUAAGAUUAUCGCUUUCUCGGAGAGCAUCGAGAAUCUUUUCUCUUACAUCGCUCUGAUGCAAUUUUUCUCGAAUACUUUGAUCAUAUGUUGCAUCGGAUUUCUUAUAGUAACUUCGUUGGGCACAAAUGAAGGUGUUCGAAUGUUGAUAAAGACCUUGUUUUUUUACAUCGCUAUUACUUUAGAGGCAUUUAUCUUUUGUUUUGCCGGUGAAUAUCUGAGUAAUAAGAGUAAAACAAUUGGCGAUGCUGUAUAUGGAUCUAUUUGGUAUAAUCUCAAGCCUCGAGAUAGCCGUAUUUUACUAUUUGUAAUCAUGAGAUCGCAAAAACGACUGACGAUUACUGCGGGGAAAUUUAUGGAUUUAUCGCUGGAAGGAUUCGCAAAUAGUUUGAAAGCUUCCGCAUCGUAUAUAUCUGUUUUAUACAUAUUGGUAUAUUUCGGUGUAAAAGACGGAUCAAGACGCGAUAAAAUGACGGCUAUAAGCACUGUUGCUCUUUCGGUGCAAAUUGGUCUUCGAUUUGUCGGGAUUUGGCCUAAUGCAUCAUAUGCGCUGUUUUUUCGGGGUGUUUGGAUAUUGACCACCGGUAUAGUACAGACUUUCCAGUACUGGUGGAUUAUUAUUCACUUAGGAACUGACGACAUGUCACAUCUGAUGGACGGUUUGAGUGUUACUAUGGAAUACAGCGUGAUGUUCUUGAAACUGGUUAUUUUAUGGUUGAAUAGUCGUAUAUUUUACGAUAUCCUAGCUACGAUGGCUGCAGAUUGGAGGGAAGCCGCUAUUGGUGAAAUGCGUACCAUGAAGAACAAGGCAAAUCUGUCGCGGCACUUCUCCAACGUAAUCAUCGGACUUCAUUCGGCCGCGGCAUUUUCCUAUGGUAUUGGCGUGCUCGUGUCCCAUAGUAAUGAUUAUGACAUUAAUGAAGUCAAGACGCCUGCUCGUGAGUUCACGCUUAAGCUACAGCUCCCGUUUGAGAGUGACGAGUCACCUCGAUAUGAGCUCGUUAUGUGUUUGGAAUUUCUUCAUCAAUUGGCAUCUUCUGCUAUGACUGGCGUACUGAAUUCUCUAAUCGUCACAUUAAUUCUUCAUGCGAGCGGUCAGAUAGAAAUUUUGUGUGAUGCAUUAAGAGACAUUUCUUCCGACAAAAACAAUCAACAUUUUAUUAUUUCCAUCAUAAAGGAAUUGAUCGGCAAGCACCAGAAGAUCAUUGUCUUUUCGGACCAAAUCGAAAAAAUUUUCUGUUACAUAGCGCUAAUCCAAUUCUUGUCAAGCUCCUUAGUGAUUUGUUGUUUAGGAUUUAUGAUUGUAACAUCGAUAAGUACGCAAGACUCGGAUACGAUUGAUAGCUCGUCAUUAAUGAAAGCUAUUGUGUUUUACAUGGCUGCUACGGUAGAGGCGUUCAUCUUCUGCUUUUGUGGAGAGUAUCUCAGUGCCAAGAGUAAAAUGAUUAGCGAUGCGGCAUACGAAUCAAUCUGGUACGACUUCAAACCAAACGAGUGCAAGUUUAUCCUGUUUAUAAUAUUGAGAUCACAAAGAAGACUUACCAUCACGGCUGGAAAAAUCAUGGACUUGUCACUAGAGGGAUUCACGAGUAUUAUAAAGGCUUCUGUUUCAUAUAUAUCAUUAUUACACGCAAUGUAUUGA
This is a messenger RNA of Atta colombica, 3156 nucleotides long. RefSeq lists its product as uncharacterized. The record is from RefSeq and is a predicted model, not a curated record. Gene Ontology annotation, cellular component: plasma membrane. NCBI's taxonomy places the organism in Eukaryota, Metazoa, Arthropoda, Insecta, Hymenoptera, Formicidae. Gene Ontology annotation, biological process: detection of chemical stimulus involved in sensory perception of smell; sensory perception of smell. The coding region runs from base 1 to 3156 and encodes 1051 amino acids. The transcript has 17 exons. Gene Ontology annotation, molecular function: odorant binding; olfactory receptor activity.